AUGAAUCAAUUUUCAGAUUUUUCAUUCCUUGCUCGAGCGAUUGCAGAUUUUUGCAUCUUAAUAUGGUCAAUCAUACAUAUAUAUAGUAUUGACAAAUUUGAUGCAUUGCGAUGGAAAGUUAUAAAAAGAAAAGAAGUCAAAUCCAUAAUGACGAUCUUAUAUCUAUUAUCCAUAACGCUAAUAUUAACCUACGAUGUAAUCUGCUCAAAGAUCAAAUAUUCUGAAGGAUUCAUCCUUGAACCAACUAAACAUAUAAUCAUUGGUAAACCGCGAGAGCAAUGGUCACCAGAGAACAAACAAUUAAAACGUAUGGCUCAUCUCAUACUCAUGAUUUUUUAUGCCGUUGAGAAUUCCGCUAUAUUUUUAUUACAGAAUUUUUGGAAUUUUUUGGCCAAUGACAUUGUUAGAGUGAAAUUUAUCACCACUUGGCAAUUUAGGAUAAAUUAUGCUUUUAUCGCUAUCACCUUGAUCGUAUUCCCUUGCAUUCCUUUCUUUUUUAAUACCAAUGAUAAAAAAAUGGAUUCUUCCAACAUCCAAGAAUUAAAAGUGUAUCAGAAAAAACAAACUUUUGAAGAGGUCGUUCCUCAACUGGCGGCAAUGUCUUGUAAUUUAUUUGUAUUAGCUUAUGGGUUAAUGGCUCACCUUAAAUUUUCCAUCCUUAUUAAACAAAAUAAUCAAAAUCAUAUAUCCGAUCGUCUAAAAUAUUAUAGAUACAUGAAUGGUUUAUUGAUUUUAAUUAUCGGAUUAGGUGCUAGUACAAUGGUUAUAUUAAAUGUUGAUGCUCUUACGGAGAAGCAAUAUUUGAACAAAAAUAAAUUUACCAUCGAUUUAUUUGCCGGUAUAAUCAAUUUUUCGAUGGUCGCUUGUUGGAUCGUUUGGCUUUUGAUAUUUUAUCCACGAUUACUUCCAAAUGAUGGUGGAUAUUUAAAGUUAUCAUCCCCGUCAGCAUCAUUUAAAUCUCAUAAAGGUUCCAAAGAAAUCUUUGAUAACAAGAAUGUCAAACAUAUUGAAAUCAAAAUUGAUUCCACCACCGUAAUAAACCAAUCAAAUUAUGACGGUCGAAACUACGACUUUAUGAGCGGAAAUUAUCGAGGGCACAGUAGUGACGAUAUACCUUUACCUCCAGCUUUGGCUACCAAUUACAAGCAAGUCUUUUCGUACGCUAAAGCUGGUUCUCCAAAGCAUUCUCGGAAAUUUUAA
Funneliformis geosporum is the source of this 1200-nucleotide messenger RNA. NCBI's taxonomy places the organism in Eukaryota, Fungi, Glomeromycota, Glomeromycetes, Glomerales, Glomeraceae. The record is from the annotation of a GenBank genome assembly.